This is a messenger RNA of Athene cunicularia (burrowing owl), 7941 nucleotides long. RefSeq names its product potassium voltage-gated channel subfamily Q member 3 (gene KCNQ3). The coding region runs from base 329 to 2338 and encodes 669 amino acids. Lineage: Eukaryota; Metazoa; Chordata; Aves; Strigiformes; Strigidae. The record is from RefSeq and is a predicted model, not a curated record. Gene Ontology annotation, cellular component: membrane. Gene Ontology annotation, biological process: transmembrane transport; potassium ion transport. Gene Ontology annotation, molecular function: voltage-gated potassium channel activity. The transcript is spliced from 16 exons.
CUGGCUUUAUGGGGAGAGACAGAGAUGGAUGAUGCCAUCUGUCAGGAAAUCUGUCAAUAAUGUACAAAACUGUUUCUGAUUGUCUUGGGGUGUUUGAUCUUAGCUGUCCUGACAACUUUCAAAGAGUAUGAAACUGUUUCUGGAGACUGGCUUCUCUUGCUGAGCCAUGUAGAUCCGAGCAAGAACUAAAUGCCAAAAGGAAUGAAAGGAAACUUUUGCCAUUUUCAUCUUUGGAGCAGAGUUUGCCUUAAGAAUCUGGGCUGCUGGGUGUUGCUGUCGCUACAAAGGAUGGAGGGGGAGACUCAAAUUUGCCAGGAAGCCUUUGUGCAUGCUGGAUAUCUUUGUGCUGAUUGCUUCAGUGCCAGUGGUUGCUGUUGGGAACCAGGGCAAUGUUCUGGCCACAUCUCUCAGAAGCCUCCGCUUCCUUCAGAUCCUACGGAUGCUCCGAAUGGACAGGCGGGGCGGCACUUGGAAACUUUUGGGAUCAGCCAUUUGUGCACAUAGCAAAGAACUCAUCACUGCUUGGUACAUCGGGUUCCUGACGCUCAUCCUAUCCUCAUUUCUUGUUUAUCUGGUUGAAAAAGAUGUUCCUGAAAAGGAUGCUAAUGGGGUGGAGAUGAAGGAAGAGUUUGAAACCUAUGCAGAUGCACUGUGGUGGGGGCUGAUCACCCUUGCUACAAUUGGGUAUGGUGACAAGACCCCCAAAACUUGGGAGGGACGACUGAUUGCAGCUACAUUCUCUCUCAUUGGAGUGUCUUUCUUUGCUCUUCCUGCAGGCAUUUUGGGCUCAGGGCUGGCACUGAAGGUCCAGGAGCAACAUCGUCAAAAACAUUUUGAGAAAAGAAGAAAGCCAGCAGCUGAACUCAUUCAGGCUGCUUGGAGAUACUAUGCUACUAACCCCAACAGGAUUGAUCUUGUUGCUACCUGGAGGUUUUAUGAAUCAAUUGUAUCAUUUCCAUUUUUCAGGAAAGAGCAAUUGGAUGGUACUGCCAGCCAAAAGCUGGGUCUCUUGGAUCGGGUUCGUGGUACCAAUACUAAAGGAAAGCUAUUUACCCCUCUGAAUGUAGAUGCCAUUGAAGAAAGUCCUUCAAAAGAGCCUAAGAAUGUUGUCUUGAAUAAUAAGGAGCGUUUUCGCACUGCAUUCCGAAUGAAAGCGUACGCUUUUUGGCAAAGCUCAGAAGAUGCAGGGACAGGAGAACCCAUGGCAGAAGAGAGAGGCGACAGUAGCGACUUCAUUAUGGAAGAUAUGAUCCCCACAUUCAAGACAGCCAUCCGAGCUGUCAGAAUACUGCAGUUUCGUCUCUAUAAAAAAAAAUUCAAGGAGACUUUGAGGCCUUAUGAUGUAAAGGAUGUGAUAGAGCAAUACUCAGCAGGGCAUCUUGAUAUGCUUUCCAGAAUAAAAUAUCUUCAGGCAAGAGUAGAUAUGAUUUUUACGCCUGGACCUCCAUCUACACCCAAGCAUAAGAAAUCCCAAAAGGGAGGAGCUUUUUCUUACCCUUCACAACAGUCUCCCAGAAAUGAUCCAUAUGUAGCCAAAGCAUCUACAGCAGAUACUGAAGACCAAAGUAUGAUGGGCAAAUUUGUUAAAGUUGAACGACAGGUUAAUGACAUGGGGAAGAAACUGGAUUUUCUUGUUGAUAUGCAUAUGCAUCAUAUGGAACAGCUGCAAAUACAAGUCGCUGAGAUAAGUCCGUUGAAAGAAACUGCUUCUCCUGCAAAGGAGAAGAGAGAAGAAAACAAAUAUUCUGAAUUAAAAACAAUAAUAUAUAAAUACACUGAGCAGUGUGCUCACGAAACUCCUUACAACUUCCAGCAGGUUCCAGUCAACAAAGUCAGUCCUUAUGGUUUCUCAGCACAUGGUCAUACGACUCAUUCGCAACCUUUAUCAAUAGGUGGGCAAAACUCUGGCAAACUGCAAGCCACACCUUCCUCAACUUCGUAUGCAGAAAGGCCAACAGUUUUGCCUAUAUUUACAUUAAUGGACUCCCAGGUUAGCUACCACUCUCAAGGAGACCUACAAAGCCCUUACUCAGAUAAGGUAUCUCCAAGACAGAGAAGGAGCUUAACAAGAGACAGCGAUACUCCAUUAUCCCUUCUCUCCGUCAACCAUGAGGAACUUGAGCGCUCCCCAAGUGGCUUCAGUAUCUCCCAAGACAGAGAUGACUUCCCAUUUGGCCCCAAUGGGGGAUCGGCGUGGAUGAGAGAGAAACGCUACCUAGCAGAGGGGGAAACGGACACAGACACCGACCCUUUUACACCAAGUGGCUCCAUGCCUUUGUCGUCUACAGGAGAUGGGAUUUCAGAUUCAAUAUGGACCCCUUCAAAUAAGCCAGUUUAAAAGUGCGUGUGGGGGCAGUCACUGGUUGACUUCUCCAUGUAAUGUAAGCAUACUUUGUAUAUCUCACUUACUCUACACCCAAAGCUUACUAGUUCAAAACACCAAUGGCUGCAUAAGAUGCAUGUGAUAUUAGUGGUAGUCAUUCUGCACCAUUUCAUACAAUUUACUAAUGCAGUUUUUUUCAUGCUACCAAAACUAAGGAGCUUAGUUUUGAGCAUGGUUUGCAUGACUUUACCCUAUAUAAAUGGUACAGCUGAUUUCUUCUAUGAUACAUAUCUAUCUGAUACUCUUCAAUACAACAAUGGUGAAUUGAUAACAGGCAAGAUAUGGUGGUCCUUGCUACAUUUUGUAAACGGAGCAGCAAAGUAAAAAAUAUUUUCAGGAGCAAUAUCCCUUUGUGGAAACAUAACUUCUGAAUCCAUUUUCCAAUAUAAGUAAAUCAAUCUCUAACCAACCUAGCCAAGAGGGUCUAAUAUUCAAAGCAGGGAAAAGCUGAGUGAAAGUAAAUGACCUUACUGAAAAGGUUUUGUGAACAAAAUGUUUCUCAUGUGAUGUCUUAUACAACUACCCAUGACAGAAAAUGUCAAAAUGAAACUAAGAGUAGAAUUUAAAAUUAUCAAAUCAACCACCUAGGUUUGAUCAUGGGUAUUUAUUUAUUUAUUGCAAAAUGUAAAUAUUAAUCCCUCAAACUACUUUGAAAAUCUUCACUACUGUUUAUAAAAUUGCUCAAAGCUUGACUACAAUUCUUUAGAAUAUCUUUUGCUAAGACUACUUGCUACUUACGGGGCCAAAUUUUUUUUCUCUUCCAAAAAUAAGAUUGUUCAGUGUAGGGAACUCCAGGUUUAUACACUCCACUGUUUUAUUGACCUAUGUGCUGCUAGGUAAGCUGCAUAAUGUAACUGUGCCUCAGUUUUCCUAUCUGUUAAUUGGGAGUUACACUUCUGUACAUAUACACAGGUUGUAAGGCUCAAUUCACUAAUAUUUGCCAAGCGCUUUGAGCUCCUCAGGUGUACAGAGUUUUGCUAUUCUGUUCCCUGGGAGUUUCACAAUGUGAAAUGCUGCCAGGAUCCGUUUCUCUCUGUUUACUCUUUCUCUUGGAAAUGGACUGCUCCAAAUCCAUGAAUACGUGCCAUAUUUAAGAUCAAGGUACAAAUACACAAAUACCAUUUUUGUCACCUGUCCCUGAACAACAGAGGGAUGUGUACUCCCUAGGCCUCAGCCAAAUAUUUUUUAAUGGGAAUUGAAAAUUAUGUUGAGGGAGAGCAGGAAAAAAAUCCAACAUACUGGGAACAGGGAAGAAAUGAAUCAAAGCUCUCACCACUAAGUGGGAAUGUAGAAUUGAUACAGGUAGUGGACAGGUAGACUGUCCAAAUAUCCUGUGUAGGAUUUAUCUGGGGUGAACACUAGUGUCCAUGAAAUAGGGGACAUUUAGUGUUGAGUUCAAUGGCUAUGCAUUCUUUACAGCUGGUGGAAAACUAAUCAGUACAGUUGAUGAGCACAGGGUACAAGAACCAAGGCACACAAUCAGCUUUAGGAUGAGAUUAAUCUCAUCUUUAAUUCAAUUAUCGAUAGUGACCAAAUUUCUACUAACUUCAAACGGAGCAGAGGGUGACUGCCUUAAAUGUCACAUGAUCACAGUCAGUGGGAAGGCUUUCACCCCUACCCACUGAUCCAGGGUGCAGCCCCUCCGCCAUGGCUCAUGCCCACCUCCUGUGGAGAAUGACCCCUGUCACUCCACACGAUGACUUCACCACUGUGGCUAGAGCACUGGACAACAAAGACACAAGGAUUUGGCCCACGUAAGAUGUUAGAAAGUGGACUUUCUGUAGUGACUGCUUGUAUUGUACUGCAGCUGCAUAAGUGAGCAUCCUUAGCACAUACAGUCAGAGCACAAGAAAAAGAGACACUUUACUGGGGUUCCCAAUAUUUACUGGGUAUUUACAGCUUGGAUAGAGUGCACUUCAAUGGAAAAUACCUUGUUGGAUUUUGCCUACUGUAGUAAACUUCAUGUUUAAUUCCUCAGUAUCACUGACAUCUUGUAACAGUCAUUUCAUCCAGGAAGCUUCUAUUCUCUUCGAGAUACAGGCAUUGCCUUAAUCUUAAUUGUUUUUUUCUCUAUUUAAAGAGGCAUCUAAAGGAUUAGGAUCUUCUUACUUCAUCUGCUUCUUCAGUUAAAUCAUGAUACAUCCUUCUGGGACAAAUCCUCAGGGAAGACAAACUGUAGUUGUUACUUGAGUAAAUAAUGCAGACCAGUUACCAGUUUGAAGACUGGGCUGAGUCUACGGAGCUGUUCUGAGGCCAGUAACUAUGAUGACACGAGGCACCAUUUUGGUAAUUACUUAAUUGACAAAACAGUCAUUACCUGAAAGAUAAUCUGUGUUUGGUACAGUUCCAUUGCUAAACUUGAAUAGAAUAAAACUAGAUGACAAAAGUGUAUUUCAUUAUAACUUGGCAUAUUGAGAAAAAUACUUUGGCCAUCAGUGAUUCUUGGAAAUACCUGUAUUGCAUCUGCUGCAGGCUUUCUGAUACAGUACGUAUCAGUGCCACAUCUGUGGCAGCUUGUAAGAUUUAACCCUUAUAAUCAUAAAUGAAAGAAAAAGAGUGAAAACUGAUUUUAACAUUGCUAGACUUCUUCUAAAACUGGUGUAAAUGCAUGCUAGACAAGCCUGCUUCACUUUUCUUAUAUGUCAAGUGCCUGGCAUUCCUACUGAUUUCAUUUGAGUUUGUCCCUUCUUAAAAUGCUUUCUAGAUCUGUGCAAUCAAAAAACAAGGCAGCCAAAACCCAAGUGCAAUCUGAGAAAUUUGUUUGCGAAUGUCUUUGACAGUGGCUCUGCCAUGCAGUUCCCUGCCCAAUUCCCCCUCAGAUUCUUCAGUUCAGGUUUCUAAUCUCUCCCAUGCCAGGUCAUAUAAAGGCAAUCUUUUCUCAGUAUUAAACUUCGCUGGAAAUCCAUAAAUCACCACAUUCUAAAGUAUGUUAAUAGCAAAAGAAAAUUCAAGCAAGGGCAGAGACUUGGGUAAGUCUUCACCUGCACACUGAGUGCAGCCCCCCAAAAAGUGGAUUUGGGCUGCCCUGCAUUGUGUACACUUAAGAGCUGAACUACCUUUAAGUGAGCAUUUUCUAUGGGCUGUAAGCACCAAUUUACUGUAUACAACUCAAAGCACCAGGUCAGGUAUUUGUAGCCACAUCAUUAAAUAUUUAAUGAUGUGCUAGCUGGCCAGAUAAGGUCUGUCUCUUCUUAAUAGGCAUUGGUGGUAAGCUCAGCAAGACCCUCUGCAGUGCACAUCUCUGGGUUCUCUGGAAGAGUCACAAAAAGAGGGUCAAGGAAGGACUGAAUAGUUUAUUUUAGUAUUUAUUUUUUCUGACACUUCUUUGCACGGAAACCAGUCACUCCUCUGUCCAGAAGGGUGAGGUACUUAGCAGCUUUCUGCCUGCUACAUCAUCUGGAUUAAAAAUAGGGUGUGCAUCAGUUCUGCUGUCUGUGCUGACAACAGGUACAUGCCAAAAUGUCACCAGCAAGGUGAGAUCUAGAGACCAUCCAUGAUCUGGGAUGUGCACACAAACUUCAUCAGACUCCAGUUCAGAUUGAUUCCAGGGAGUGCAUCAACCUUGGAACGGCGGUUUAUGUGCCUGCCAUAGAUACUGGACAAAACAGAAUAAAGUAUCUGUGAUUAUUGACCGUGCCAACGUUUAAAAGGUCAGGACCUGUUUUGGGGAACAAGUUCCCCACAUACAAGGAGUCAUUAUUCACAAUUUCACUUGACUGAGGCACCUCGGUCAAUGUACGCUUUGUACUAUGAAUGGAUUAGAUGUCUCCCUUCUUCCAUCUGUGUGUGUGACAUUUCAGUUUAACAGUUCUCAAUUUUGUUUGGGUCCAAUCUUCCUAGUAUCUAGACUGACACUGACAUUUGUUUACAUGUAGUUAACAUUAAAGAGAAUUAACCAUUGAAAUUCACUCUUGGCUGACUCAACUCCUACGAGUGACCAAGGAUUCAUUUCAGGCUUUGAGAUGGUUGUCAUAAUCAAAAAGUGUGGGACUUUUCCUUUGCUCUCCUCAAAGUCAGUAAGAAUCCUCCUCAAACUGAGGCACUGGGACACUGGGAGCAGCAUAGGGUCCUAAUCUGCCUUUAUUUAUGAAUUUCCUUGUGAAAGACAUGGCUGAUCUGGAGACAUGCUUUUUAGCUACAUUUUUGCACUCAUUUUUCAGUCACUAACAAAUGAAACACAUUUGGAAGUUUUUGAAAAGGUGAAUCUGUGUUUACGCUGUGUGCCUCUCUUUGCAGCAUUAUGAUCAAUCAAGCUUCCCCACCUUAGAUUCAAACAGAAUAUUUCAUUAAGGCAGAAGUGAAUGUUUAGUUAAAUUAUGCAGGUAGAGAAUAUGUGGAUUAUGCUUCAUUUAAGGAGUUGGUCCUUUAAAAACAACCUAGUCAGGUAAUGGCUCUUGUCCUUGCUUUGGCUUUUCCCUGCACUGAAUUAAUCAGUCUGGCUCCUAUCAAAACAAACGGGAAUUCAGCAUGUGGAGAGAUUGAUGGAAAAGUUCCUAAACUGACUUUGGCUAUAUUUGCUCUCAUUUUAUCUGUAACUUUGCUGCAAUGUUAUGGUUCAGAGUGGAAAUAGUUUUAAAAUUUUCUGCUUCAAAUUGUGGCCCAGCAACACCGCAAACUAAUUCCCUCCUGAACCUGCGUGUAGUGGGGCUGCUGACUUGUGGCCUUCAGGCGAGCACCGUGGUCCAAUCGGUUUGCAAGAUCACAGCCUAAAACAAUCAGAAAAUGCAGAUUAAGGAGUAAAUUCAAGCGCUGCUGGGAGCCCAGUUGUUACAGGGGGUGUCACAUCUGCUCGUGUAAGAACUGGAUUUUUCCUGCUUAGAGCAGAGCAUGUGAGAAAGAGCUGAAUCUUGAUUCCUUGCACCCCACAGCCCCCACCACUAAGCGUUAGGUGCCUAAGACCUGCAGACCUACAUUUUCUACAGCACCUCACAGGUUUGGUGUGAUAUCACUUUUUCAGGAGCCCAACUGAAUGUGGGUGUUCACUUCUGAAGACCGUUUUUAGAGGUACAAAGCAAAAAGGGGCUAUUUUCAAGUGCUUUUAGCUGGACACUGUGGGAACAAAGACCCUGGGUAUCACUAUUGCUUCUGAAUAUUUAGGCUGUAAGAUUUGAUCCUUCCCAAUUCAGCUUUUAGUAGCUUCUCUCUAAAGUUAAGUGAAGCAAAAUCCUGGAAGUGGGAUCCUAUUUCCAUCCUCAAGAAUACGCUGAGACUGAAGGUUACAUAGCCGACUGCAUUUUGUUUUCUAGUUAUGGCAUCUUAUUAUUACUAGUAUUUGUGCCUUGCUCACUGAAAUUUUCUCCAUGCUACAAAGAUGCUUUUCAGAUUCUGGCUGACAAGGGAACACAACUUUUAUACAAGUGGCCUUUAGUGCUCUUUAUAAUAUUAUUUAUUGUAAUUUUUAAACUGUAUGUGUAAUUUAUAUUCUGGCACUGUCCAAUAUUUGAACAACUUUAAUAUGUUUAUUUCAAUAUAUUAUGCAAACAAUACUUCUUAACUGAUUUUUUUAUGUUCUGUCUUUAAAAACUGCACCACUUAUUAAUAAAUAGAAAUUUCAAUUA